Colias croceus (clouded yellow) is the source of this 1489-nucleotide messenger RNA. Its product is annotated as acyl-coenzyme A thioesterase 13-like. The record is from RefSeq and is a predicted model, not a curated record. Gene Ontology annotation, molecular function: fatty acyl-CoA hydrolase activity. The transcript has 3 exons. Lineage: Eukaryota; Metazoa; Arthropoda; Insecta; Lepidoptera; Pieridae. Bases 153 to 581 code for a protein of 142 amino acids.
GAUCUCUUCUGUAAUACGCCAACGCUGAAUUUCAGCGUUCCACUUUCCAGAAAAGUCAAUAACAUCACGAGAAAGAGAUUAGUAGUUACCUUGUACUUUUAAUUAUCACGCUUUACUACUCAUUUUUAAAAGAUAAAUGAUACGUUUUAAAAAUGAGUAGUAAAGCGGCUAAAGUAGCUGAAUUAUUCACUAAAACAAUAGCAACUACAAAGUGUUUUGAUCAACACUUACGUAAGGUUAAACUCGUAUGCUGCACAAACGGUAGGCUAGUCACGGAGUUCCAAGUGGGUCCAGAGCACCUGAACCAACGAGGUACACUCCAUGGAGGUUUUAUUGCACACCUUGUUGAUGCUAUCUCCACUUAUGCACUCACAGCCAAUGAAACCUGUGACACAAGGGGUGUGUCUAUAGAUCUUAGUAUAAGUUAUUUGAGCGCAGCAAGAGAAGGAGACAAUAUAGAAGUGGAAGCAGUUACCAAGAAAUUGGGAAAGAAGAUUGCUUUUCUGGAGGUUGAGGUGCGGAACAAAGAUAAAAACCAGCUCCUAGCUACCGGCAGACAUACUAAAUAUGUGGGAAUUUAAAUAACUAUAUUUUCUUUUAUAACUGUUAAAUAAUAACGGUCUUACUAAUAAAAUGUUACCCAUUCGCUAUUCAAUGGAUUAGUUAUUGCAAUAAGCUGUCUUUUUUCUUUUUUUUUUUAUUGUGUGAUAGGGAAGCGCUUGACCACGAUCUCGCCUGAUGGUAAGCUGAGAUGUGGCCUAUGAUGGACCGCGCUUCCCUAGAAGGUACCCGUUCACUCUUCGCUUGAAGACCUUAUGACCUUAACCUGUCUUGUUUUUAUGAUUGACGUUUCACGUGAGCAAGAGCAGGGACACAGCUAUGGUAGAAAAUGGUUGAAAUUUAUCCAUUGUUUAACUUUUUAUUAGUAAGGCUGUUAGAAUAUUAAAUGUUGUGUAAUAAAUGUAUAGAAAAAUAUGCUUAGUAUAAGUUUCAAUUGAUCGCCCGGGUUGCUCUGAGAUACUAUAAAAAUAGAGUAUUUGUCACUCAGAAAUAAAGUGGUUUCUAUUGAUUUAAGCUGACCUGUAGUUUCUGAGCAUUGCUUGCAUUGCUAAAUAAUAAUAUUCUCUUGUCAUAGUGUUUGUAAUAAUAUCUCUGAAAUAGCCUGACCAAUUCAUAUGAAGUUUGGGUAGGCUUGCAUUGGGACAACAUCUAAAAAUAGCUUUUUGUUUAAACUUUUAAGUACUGUGCAAUCAAAGCUUAUAUUUACUGAGAAAGUACAAAUACUUCUGAUUUUGUAUUGUCUUGUGACGCAACCCCAUAGCUCCAGUGCAAAGUGAGAUUAGAAUAAUAAUGUAUGUAAAUAGAUUUUAAAUUAAUUAAGAUUAUCAAUUAUUAUUAGCUUCAAAAAUUAUUGUACUGUGUUGGUGUAUGUGUAUUUGAUGUAUACUUAAUGUGUUGUCUGUGUUAAAUAAAAGAAUGUAGUUGAAAA